AUGUUAUCAGUGAAGUGAAAAUCGGCGAAACGGGCACACUAAUAGCUAAACGUAAACAACAAUAUUACACUUAUUUUAUCUUAAGAAAUAUAUAGAUUUAUUAGUCUAAAAUCAUGAGCGAUGCAGAGGAAACAAAAGCAGAAGCCACCACCAAAGUGUUGUUCAAAAAAGCCGGUCGAAAAAACCUAAGGCAACGCAAGAAUUCAGACGAAGAAGAAAAGGAGGAACAAUUAACGCUAGAUGAGAUUAAAGAACGCCAGCGCCUCAGGCAGCGACCCAAUGGCGUCAGCCUUGUGGGACUGGCGCUGGGCAAGAAGAUCGCGCCAGAAGAGGAGCUGGCCAUCAAGGAUCCCUUUAAUGUGAAGACCGGUGGUCUGGUCAACAUGAAGCAGCUGAAAUCGGGCAAGAUGAAGGAGGCGGACGACGCCUACGACGUGGGCAUUGGCACGCAGUUCUCGGCGGAGACGAAUAAGCGGGAUGAGGACGAGGAGAUGAUGAAGUACAUCGAGCAGGAGCUGCAGAAGCGCAAGGGAGGCGGCACGGAGGACGCAGCAGAGGACGACGGUGAUGUAAACAAGUACCUGACCCCCGAGGAUGCCGCCCUGUACGCCCUGCCCGACCACCUGAGGCAGUCUUCCUCGCACAGAUCGGAGGAGAUGUUGUCCAACCAGAUGCUCAAUGGCAUUCCUGAAGUGGACCUGGGCAUUGUGGCCAAGAUCCGCAACAUAGAGGCCACCGAGGAAGCCAAGCAGAAGCUGCUGCAGGACGCCAAGAACAAGAAGGACGGACCCUCGCAAUUCGUGCCCACCAACAUGGCGGUGAACUUCAUGCAACACAAUCGAUUCAACAUCGAGGACAACAGCGAUCAAAGGAGGCGCAAGCGUGAGGAAAGGGAGGGCAACAAAUCCGCACAGCAUCAGACGAAUCCCAAUGGAGUCAAGCGAGCCACAGAUGACUACCAUUAUGAUAAGUUUAGGAAGCAGUUCCGCAGAUACUAAAGAUACGAGUGCCAGCAAUAAAAUGUACAAUUGUUUAGGUUCAGGAUUCUGUUUUAUUUCUAUAUAUAUUUCAAUUAAAUGUACUUUAAGAAUUAACUCAUUAAUCCAUUAAUCGGGCCACUUCUGUAAAAAUAAAAGCAAACACUUGGUUAGUUAUGCUUCACAACGAUGAACAUAUUUGCUUUUAUGCUUGCAAUCAGUGAGAGACAAAAUUAAUUUCAAAGCAACGAAUGACUGAGGCUCAAUGAGAUUCCUACUCAAAAUAUCAUCACAAUAAAGAAGUUGUCAGUAACUAAAACAGAUACACACCUUAUAAGAAGUUAGUCCAGAGAAUCGGGAAACAAUGGCGC
Messenger RNA from Drosophila melanogaster (fruit fly), 1348 nucleotides. RefSeq lists its product as uncharacterized. NCBI's taxonomy places the organism in Eukaryota, Metazoa, Arthropoda, Insecta, Diptera, Drosophilidae. The transcript has 3 exons. The coding region runs from base 114 to 998 and encodes 294 amino acids. The record is from RefSeq and is marked reviewed. Gene Ontology annotation, cellular component: nucleus.